Messenger RNA from Pieris brassicae (large cabbage white), 3482 nucleotides. Its product is annotated as NFX1-type zinc finger-containing protein 1-like. The transcript is spliced from 14 exons. Gene Ontology annotation, biological process: regulatory ncRNA-mediated heterochromatin formation. Gene Ontology annotation, cellular component: nuclear RNA-directed RNA polymerase complex. Lineage: Eukaryota; Metazoa; Arthropoda; Insecta; Lepidoptera; Pieridae. The record is from RefSeq and is a predicted model, not a curated record. Bases 94 to 3462 code for a protein of 1122 amino acids. Gene Ontology annotation, molecular function: helicase activity.
GGAGUUAAGAUUUUAAAAAAGUUAAAAGUAAUUUACAUAUACAAUUCAACUACGAAACUGAUUAUAGACAAACAAUAUUAAUGUUUCAAAAUCAUGACUGAUGGAAAUAAAUCUCUAAGAAUUGACUGGUUUGAUGGAACCGUUAUAGAAGAGACGAGGCCAAGUUCCUCGCAAUUCGCUGAUGAAGAAGUUGCCAUUGCCAAACCUCAGAAAGCUUUAGAUAUUGAAAGGAAACCUAUUGGGUUCAAACGGCUUCUUGACAUUUCCUUUAUGAAACCGCCUUCUCUCAACAUAGAAUUAGCCAAUAGGCCUGGGUUUUGGCUUUUGUUUAAUAGCGAAUUAAAGGACGAUUAUAUUGUUUUGAUUGUGAAAAUAUUAGCAGUUUUAUAUAAAUCAUUGGACCGCGGUGAAAAAAGUAAAGUUAGUUUUUUGCUAAAAACUAAGUUUCUUGAGUCAACAUUCUUGGAACAGCUUCAGGAUUACUUAGCUAAGAUACCUUUAGUGAGAAUAGUUGAAAAACGUAUAAAUAUGCAGUUUUGGGAUGAUGUUGAAUCAUUUUACAAUAAUGUUUAUGAGUUAUUUCAAGGUAUCUUUAACUAUAGAGAUUAUUCAAAGGGGUUCUUAAGUCUAUUGAAUGAUUUAGUUGAAACUGCGGAAUUAAGUGCUAUAGGAGCCCAAGAAGAACACAGUGAAAGAAUUGGUCAAAAUUAUUAUACAAAGAUAUCUGGAUUGAAAGAACAAAUUUUACUAUCAAUAUCUCAGAGUGAUGAAACAAUUAUCAUACAAAAUAAAAAGCAUGACUUAAAUAGUUUUAGAAACAUCCCAAUCUUUCCCACAAAGGAGGACCUGCUUGGUGAUCCUUUAGUGAAUAUUCAGCCAAAUAUAAUUCAUGGUGCUUAUUCAAAUGUGGAACACUAUUUAGAUGUUCAGUUCAGGCUGUUGAGAGAAGAUUGCUUUGGGCCACUCAGAGAUGGAAUAUCAAAAUAUUUACAAAAUCCAAACAAAAGAAGACAUGAAAACAUAAGAGUGUAUCCAAAAGUAAGAAUAAUAUCCACAUAUCUAAGUGCAAACAAAGUGGGCUACUUAGUAGAUAUUGCUUGGAAUGAACGGAAUAGUCGGAAAUCCGUUGAUUGUACAAAAUAUGGAUUCAAUAAGCAACUUAUGUUUGGAUCAUUGUUACUCUUUACAAGUGACAACUUCAAUAAUAUACUAUGUGCGUCUGUUUUGGAUGUUAAUCCUGGAUUACUAUGCGAAGGUUAUAUUGCAGUUGCAUUUGAUAGACCACUUUCACGAAAUAUAUUCUCUCAGAAAUUCCUAAUGGUUGAAAGUGAGGUGUUUUUUGAGCCAUACCACAGGGUCCUUAAAGUCUUGCAGAACUGCAAACCAGAUAAGUUGCCUAUGAAGAAUUAUAUUGUGGAUGUUCAGGCAAACACAAACACGCCUGCUUACUUAACCUCAGACACGAUUUACAGUAUUCAAAGUAAAAAUGGUGAAAUAUACUUUCCCGUGUUAGAUAACUCACAAUGGCCCACUUCAGAUGCAUUUGACUUAGACCAGUCCCAAAUGGAGGCAUACAAUUUCGCUCUAACAAAAGAAUUCGCAGUAAUACAAGGCCCUCCUGGUACGGGCAAAACGUUCCUAGGAGUCAAAAUCGCUUCCAUUAUUCUAAAGAACUUGUCCCUAGACGGUACACCAAUGCUAAUAAUUUGUUACACGAACCACGCCUUGGAUCAGUUUUUAGAAGGAAUUUUGAACAUAACAGAUAAUAUCGUGAGACUUGGCAGUCAAAGUAAAAGCAAAAUACUGGAAUCGUAUACGUUACACAAUUUGAGAUCGAAGAGAAAGUCGAAAUAUGGAUAUCUAUACGCCAGUAAGCGGUCGGAAAUGGAAAAAGUAUUUGAUAAAAUGAUGGAAAUUCAAACUGAUAUUGACAAGUGCGGAAAGGAACUACUGUGCUAUGCGGCGAUUAAGCCAUUUUUGAAUUUGGAACUGAAAAGUUGCGAUGAAGAUCCAGUACUAGCGUGGCUGUUCGGAAAUGAAAAACUUGCAGUUGACGAAGUUGAUGAUUGGGAAAAAGAGUGUGAAGAAGAAGUUUUAGGAACGGAGAAAGUUGAAACGUGUUUUUCAGAAGAUUGGGCUUUGAAAGAAAUUGAUUCAAUGAAAAAUAGUAUUAAAUAUGUCGAAGAUAUUACGGAUGUGAGUAUGGACAGUCGGAAAAUGAUAGAGAAAUUCCAACUCCAGAUUGAGAAGAUACAUCAGCGGCUGGAUUGUUUUAAGAAAUAUAUGAAACUACAAAAUGAGGGUAGGAAAAUCAAAUUUGAAUCAAUAAAGGAUUUAUAUAGUUUGGCGAUUGAUGAGAGAUGGGAUGUGUAUUUCUACGUAGUGGACCUUCUUAAAAACGAAUUAAUUAAGAAAAUGGAAGAGUUAUUGGAGCAGCACAACGGUCUAGCGACUGAAUUGGAAGAAAUAUCGACACUUAUCGACGGCGAUGUUAUGAAGACGGUCCGCGUGGUUGGAGUCACCACCACAUUUGCGGCUAGACGACAUAACCUGAUGCGAAAGUUGCUUUCGCCAAUUGUUAUUGUUGAAGAGGCAGCCGAAGUGUUAGAAGCUCACAUUGUUGCUUCAUUGACUACGAGAUGCCAACAUCUCAUACUUAUUGGUGAUCACAAACAACUUCGCCCAUCCACUGCGCACUACAAGUUGGCUAAAUUCUAUAAUUUCGAAAUCUCACUCUUUGAACGAAUGAUAAAGAACACAGUACACUCAAAAACAUUGACCACUCAACGGCGAAUGUGUCCGAAAUUUGUGGAACUUUUGGUACCGACUAUUUAUGACAAGCUUGAUAGUCACUCUAGUGUUUAUGGUUACAACAACGUACGAGGAAUGAAGGAUAAUCUAUACUUCUUUAGCCAUAGUGUGUAUGAGGAUUCCGAGGGCUUAGAAGACACUUGGAGCAACAAAAAUACAUUCGAAGCCCAAUGGAGUGUAGCGCUUGCUAAUUAUUUAAGAAUUAUGAAUUAUUCAGCUGAAGAUAUCACAAUUUUAAGCACAUAUACUGGUCAGGCUGCGCUUAUAAAUGAGCUAAGCAAAAAGUAUCAACUCCUACGCGAUGUAAGGAUCACAGUAGUAGACAACUACCAAGGGGAAGAGAGCAGGAUAGUGAUAUUGUCUUUAGUUAGGAGCAACAGAGAUGGCAAUAUAGGCUUUCUUUCGGCGGCAAAUAGGAUCUGUGUAGCUUUGUCUAGGGCUAAAGAAGGUUUUUACAUAUUCGGUAACAUAAACAUACUUGGCACAGCGUCGUCAAUAUGGCAAGAAAUUCAUAAGAAAUUGGUUUCUCUGAAUGCUGUUGGACAAGCUUUUGAGGUGCAAUGCUCAAGACAUGGCCGAAUUUGUAAGAUUGAAACGCCGCAAGCAUUCAACGAUUGUGUAAAGGAGCGUGUUUUAAAAAAUUGUCCCUAAAUAAAUAUAUUAAAGUUGAG